This is a messenger RNA of Drosophila nasuta, 2242 nucleotides long. RefSeq names its product B9 domain-containing protein 1 (gene B9d1). Gene Ontology annotation, cellular component: MKS complex. Gene Ontology annotation, biological process: cilium assembly. The transcript has 5 exons. The record is from RefSeq and is a predicted model, not a curated record. The coding region runs from base 1222 to 1995 and encodes 257 amino acids. Lineage: Eukaryota; Metazoa; Arthropoda; Insecta; Diptera; Drosophilidae.
CGAUAAACAUUCUACAUAUAAUGAACUGCACUUGGCCAGUGUGGCCACAUUUGCGUAGUAAUUCGCCGCCAAGUCUUCAUUAAGCGACACGCACUUAAUAUCCAAUUAGAAAGUUUAUUAGAAAAAAUUAAAUUAAAUGCAAUUAUGCUAUUAAAUAUACUAUUUUGUAGUGCGCAAUAAGCUGAAUGCAAAAGUCGGCUUAUAGCCUAAAGAAGUAACGAAAAAAAGGUUUAGUUCCUGCAAAAAAAAUGUUCUUGCUCUUCUUUGGGAGCAACGUGAGAUCUAACGUGCGCAAAAUGGCGGAACUAAAAAGUGUCGGGUGACCAAUUGAAUUUUUUUGUUUUUGUUUUGUGUUAUCUUUUUUGCGCAAUAAGUUAAACGCAGUUAAUCGUGUUUAACAAGUGAGUGAGUGUACACGUUUUUGAGUGCGGGAGUGAAAAAUAAAAAUGUCUACCGCUGUUGUCCUUUCGCAGUAUAUGUAUGUAUGUACAAUACAUAUGUAUUUCUUUCAUGUUUGCUUUGUACUCAAGCGAAAAAAGCCGUAAACUUAUUUUCGCGAAUGUUCCACCUUCCAAAAAAUUUCAUCAUUGCUAUAGUGUAACAAGUGUGCGCGUGUGCUUGUAAGUGUCGGUGUGCGAUUAAAAUAAUAAUUUGCUGAAAUGACCUCAGGGCAGCGUAGGCGCCGCUGUUGAGUGCAAUCAGUCCGUACGUGAGGCGCCUAGAUGCAUUUGGAUUUGGAUUGGAAAUUGGCAUCGUCAGCUGAAUCAGAAUUAGAACAGCCGAUUGGGGAGCAGAGGGCAUCAUACGAGUCACGCGUAUCUUCUAAUCAAACAAGGCUAAAAUGUCACGUCUCAGUCUCAGUCUCGUCGAGUCUCGGCAGCCAAACAGAUUGAUCUGACUAAUUGCCUUUGGACUCUCUGUGGUCACACCUUCUGCUUGUGUCCGAAAACUGAACUCUGCAAUUCUCACAACUGGAGUAAGAAAUAAAAAAUGUGCUGGAUUUGCAUUAAAUACCUGCAGCUGCAAAUGCAACUCAUUCAUGGCACGAUGCAAGUAUCAAAUGUUGCUCUAGUCUUUGAGUUUGACAAUUAACUGAAAACGAGAUUAUCGCAUACUUUUAUAAAGUAUUUAUUCGUCUAGCUACUUCCAAUACUUUUAUCGACAUUCGGGAGUUGAGCAACACUGUCAAUAGUCCUGCCAGUUAAGGAACACCUGCCUGCAAUGAGUAGAAACCAGUUUAGACGCAACGCACCCUCGGAGCGGUCGUUGGCCAUGGACGAUGUGGACAGCGAUGAAGCCGGUUACCCUGGCAACGAUGCCCAAAGCAAAGCGUCGAGCAAAACAAGGCGAAGGAAAUCAACAAAAAGAAGCUCGAGCGUCCAUAAAUCUGAUGAGAUGGAUGACAACUUCACUGCCAGCUACUUUAGCUUAUGCGUCACAGGCCAAAUAGUAUCAGCCACAUUUCCACUGGGUCCCGACAAGGAAUUCAUCUUCUGCCGCUACGAAUUAGUUGCCGGACCGGACUGGCAGCUUGCCUCGGGAGCGCAGCACGGUCUCACACAGAUGUCGACCAACAAGAGCGGCCACUUCAAUGAUAAAAUUGUCUUCAACAUGCCCAUCGAGGUGACAUACAAGAGCACCAGUCCCUUUGGCUGGCCACAGAUCUUGAUCAGCGUCUUUGGACAAAACGGCAGCAAUGCUGAGACUUUGUUGGGCUAUGCUCACGCACAUCUUCCGGUCUUCGGUAGCCAACGAGAGAGCGAUCAAUCCUCCGUUCUCAAUGAAGUUCCCAUUCUUAUGCCCAGGUGCCAAAGCAUGUUGGCCGACGUGACCAGUUGGCUGCUGCGUCGCCAGCCGGAGCUAAAAGAUCCCAAAGUGCUGUUGGACAAUCUGCAGAGCAAGGGUCUCUGCAUGGAGUCCUAUGGCACGUUGGAGCUGCAGCUGCACACGAUAAUGCGAGGAGCGCGUAAGCUGGGCUACCAUUGGCAUGCGUAAGUGCUGUCGGAGAUCUGUGAAUAAAACGUGCAAAUGAGACUCGGUUUGCAGUGAUGCAAGCAAACGUUUGUUCUAAUCUAAUUGGUCGAGGUGGUUGUUGGGUCAGGGAAAGAACUCUGCUGCAGGGUGGUUGCCUCAAACUUGACCAUGACCGGCUGCCGUUGACUGCCUCGACUUGGCUGGGCUGGUCGAGCGUGACGCUUACACUAAUCCGACGCGACAAAUUUGCAGCAAUUGGGAAACGAAU